Durusdinium trenchii is the source of this 1302-nucleotide messenger RNA. The record is from the annotation of a GenBank genome assembly. Lineage: Eukaryota; Dinophyceae; Suessiales; Symbiodiniaceae.
AUGCAAGAAGGAUCCCCUAGCGCUUGGAAAGACAUCUUGCAGCAAGAUUUGAUUGCGUACAAGGGUCUCACAAUGUUUGAUGAGAUCCUAUCAAAGGAAGAGUGCUUUGAUGCUUUGGCGCUUCAUGGUCAGAUGAAGUCCAGCUAUCAGAAUAUGCUUGCCUCGAUCCAGAACAGACAUGCGCCAUUGGCAGUUGGCAGACGGCCGAAACCUGUUGAGCAACGUAAGAUUUCUGCCUUAAAGCGUAAACUUGGAGCCCUGGCCUUGGAAGGAGACUCACUUGCAGAUUUGGCUUUGAAGAAAGUGGAGCAGCAGCAGAAGGAAUCACUUGCUUCCAAUGAAGGACGGAGACGAGGCUCAGCAAAGGCAAAAGCUGCUGCCAGAAAAGUUCUGAGGAGAAAACAUGCAGCAAAGAAGAACUACAAGCGAACAAAGGGAGAUGAGUUGUCUUUGCUCAAGAAACGCAGCAUCGUUCGGUGGAGCUUUGAACAUGAGGCAAACGUUGAGGGCAGCCUGGACCGAGCAGUCAAAGAACAAUUUCCAGAGUACAGCAGCAGACGCUUGGCACAUUGGAGGCGGCAAUAUCACAGCCAGGGUUGGGAAAAUGUACCAGACCAUGUAGCAGCCAAAGUUCCUCAGGUUCCGAACAAAUACCUUGACCUCCAAGCUCCCAAGAGGGGCCCGCAGAACCGCAACUAUGGUUUGCCAGAAAACCUCCAGACUGUGUUGGAGGGUCAAGUGAAUCGUCUUGCAGAAGGAGAGCACGGGAUCAUGGCACGCAGCGACCAUGUCACCCGUCAUGACUUGGUAGAAACCGUGCAGUGGUUGCAAGAGACGGUGAACAAGGAGAUUGACUCUGAAAAAGCUGCUGUGCAAGAUCGGAACCGCGAGCGCUUGAGCUCUUUUGCUCAAGCCUCUGGUGAGAUGUCCUGGGAGGAGCUUGCUGACCAGAUGGAGAUAGAGCCAGGCUAUAUCAAAUCCAAAGACUUCAGGCAUGUCGCGAUGAAAUUUUCCAAGGGCCGUGGCUACACAAAGCAAGCGACAAAUGCAAGCGGAACCUACUUACCAUACGACGAUGCACAAAUGCAGGAGAAAGGCCGUGGAAAAUUCUACAUCCACAAGAAUGACGCAGGGGGCCAUUUCAUGCAUACGGAAUCCACUGUGAUUUUCUUCCACCGCCUGUUGAAGGACGCAUUCGAUGCACGCCGCCAGAGGUUUAACUUACAUGGACGGCGUGGUAUGCUUGUCGCCGACGCGUUCACCGGCAAUUUCUCGGGGAAAGAAGGCCAGGACAACCAUUGA